Cajanus cajan (pigeon pea) is the source of this 2253-nucleotide messenger RNA. Lineage: Eukaryota; Viridiplantae; Streptophyta; Magnoliopsida; Fabales; Fabaceae. The record is from RefSeq and is a predicted model, not a curated record.
GAUUGUUUUCCAACCUUAAGCCUGUGAUACCAUGACACUGUCAGAUUUUCAAUGCCUCCAGCCAAAUUUUCUUUUCUUGGUGCUUUGCUGUACUGGAUUCUUUGAUCAACGCAGAUAUUUGGUACAAAUUGUUUUCACUUUUUUUUUUUUAUAUAAUAAUUUUUCCACCUUGUUUCAUUGUUGCAUGCUAUUACUCGAGUCUUCUUAUUUGUCAAAUGGCAAAAUUUUCGAAUCUGUGACCAAACUGAUCAUUAUUGACAUUGGCUGAAGUUGCAGAGUUUGAGUCCUUGAGUUUGUGGCUUCCCCUGGAAAGCGUAUCUGUUUCCAAUUUGAUACUCAUCAACCCCUCUGAAACUUUUUCUCAGUUUAUUAAAUUCUCCAGAUUGUAUAGUAGCUAGCUACUUACCCACUAGAAGGCUUGAAUUGUUUCAUCUCAUCUUACUCAUAGUGUUUUUGUUUUUGUUUUUUGAUACAUCUACUACCCUAAGUUACAGCUUCUUUGUGAUCACUGUUGAAAUCCACAAUUUCAACAUUGUCAAUAUCCCGUUUAUUGUACAAGAUACACAAUACAUUAAUGGAGUAGUAAGUGUCCUAAUGUGGUUAUCAUCGUAAUUCCAAUCGAUAAAAAAAAAAAAAAAAGAUACAUGGUACACUUGUACCAUUUUAGUUUGUGCUUCAAGUUUCACAUUUGGAAUUCAUAUUUAUUUCUGUAAAAGCAAGUCAUUGCAUUCAGGAAAUUUGCCAUUUUGUGGGGGUAUUCAGCAUACUUGGUAUGCCUAGGCUAUAGGUAAAUGUCAAUCCUGUGCGGUGUGCCUCUUGUAGAGUGUGUGUACUGUCUGGCUUGUGCUCGUUGGGCUUGGAAAAGAUGUAUCUACACAGCAGGCCAUGACAGUGAAACUUGGGGCCUUGCCACAGUAGAAGAAUUUGAGCCUGUUCCUCGCCUUUGCCGAUAUAUUUUAGCCGUGUAUGAAGAUGAUAUUCGACACCCUCUUUGGGCGCCUCCUGGUGGCUAUGGAAUCAACCCUGAUUGGUUAAUACUCAAGAAGACAUACGAAGAUACACAAGGGCGGGCCCCACCCUAUACACUGUAUCUUGAUCAUGAUCAUGCCGAUAUAGUUCUUGCCAUUAGGGGACUAAAUUUGGCUAAGGAGAGUGACUAUGCAGUGCUGUUGGAUAACAGAUUGGGGAAGAGGAAGUUUGAUGGGGGGUAUGUUCACAAUGGGCUGUUGAAGGCCGCUGGAUGGGUUAUGGAUGCUGAAUGUGAAAUUUUGAGGGAAUUGGUAGAGGAGUAUCCAAACUAUUCUCUGACUUUUACUGGACAUUCCCUUGGAUCAGGAGUGGCAGCAAUGUUGAGCAUGGUAGUGGUGCAAAAUCACGAUAAGCUUGGACAUAUUCAGAGGAAGAGGGUCAGGUGCUAUGCUAUUGCACCUGCUAGGUGUAUGUCACUGAAUUUGGCAGUCAGAUAUGCAGAUGUAAUCAACUCUGUUGUGCUUCAGGAUGACUUCUUACCAAGGACAGCCACUCCAUUGGAAGAUAUAUUCAAGUCUCUUUUCUGUUUGCCAUGCUUAUUGUGCUUGAGGUGCCUGAAGGAUACAUGUAUACCAGAGGAGAAGAUGCUACAAGAUCCGAGGAGACUCUAUGCUCCUGGUCGGCUUUAUCACAUUGUUGAGAGAAAGCCUUUCAGAAUGGGGAGGUUUCCCCCAGUUGUAAGGACAGCAGUUCCGGUAGAUGGAAGGUUUGAACAUAUAGUCCUUUCUUGUAAUGCUACAUCUGAUCAUGCCAUUAUUUGGAUAGAGAAAGAAGCCCAAAGGGCUCUAGAUUUGAUGAAGGAGAAAGAUAACACAUUGGAAAUACCUACUAAGCAAAUCAUGGAGCGGCAAGAAACAUUAGCUAGACACAGUCAAGAAUACAAUGCAGCAUUACAAAGGGCUAAAACAUUAGAUGUUCCACAUGCUUAUACACCACCAUCACAAUAUGGAACUUUUGAUGAGGAGGGAGAGCAGAGUUCAAGAAGGUCACAUGCUGAAUCUUCUCUUGGCUCAACUAGUAGGAGUACAGUAGAUGAAACUUGGGAUGAAAUGAUUGAGCGUCUUUUUGACAAGGAUGAGCAUGGCCACAUUCUGCUUAAGAAAUAAUGUUGUGGCUCAAAGAUGGAAUAACAUGAAGAGGAGAAUGAUAAAUUUAGUAGAAAUUGUUUCAGAACAGUUUCCACAACACAGUAGAAGCAUAUUGGCAGCAUCCUAGUUAUUUGUU